AUGUCUUCCAGUUCCAAAGACACCCUAUCCACUCUUCUUCGCGUAAUCGAAAAUGACAUCAUCCCACUGACCCAGGCCGGAGUGGCCUCCGGCUCCAAGGUCUUCGGCGCCGCCAUCCUCUCCCGAGAGACCCUCGCACCUCUCACAGUCGCCACCAACGACGAGCGCGCCUCGCCCCUCCUCCACGGCGAGAUCAACUGCAUCCAGCAAUUCUUCACCCAGGACUACCCGGACCCGGCCACCCGGCCCGACCCGCGAACCGACUGCGUCUUCCUGGCCACGCACGAGCCCUGCAGCCUGUGCCUGAGCGGCAUCGCCUGGUCCGGCUUCCGCGAGUUCUACUACCUCUUCACCUACGAGGACAGCCGCGACCUGUUCGCGAUCCCGCACGACAUCGACAUCCUGCAGCAGGUGUUUCGCGUGCCGGGCACCGAGGCGCCGGAGCAGGUGGAGCGGCGCGCGCUGUACAAUCGGGAGAACAACUUCUUCACGGGGCGCUCGUUUUUGAGCUUGGUGGAGGAGCUCGGGGCAGGGAAGGAGGAGAGGGAGUAUUGGCUUUCGGAGAUUGAGCGCGUGAAGGGACUGUAUAAUGCGCUGAGUGAGACGUACCAGAAAGGGAAGCAGGCCGGAGCGCAGACAUCUAGCGCUUGGAAGUAG
Messenger RNA from Cordyceps fumosorosea ARSEF 2679, 657 nucleotides. RefSeq names its product cytidine/deoxycytidylate deaminase family protein. Lineage: Eukaryota; Fungi; Ascomycota; Sordariomycetes; Hypocreales; Cordycipitaceae. Bases 1 to 657 code for a protein of 218 amino acids. The transcript has a single exon. Gene Ontology annotation, molecular function: catalytic activity. The record is from RefSeq and is a predicted model, not a curated record.